Lingula anatina is the source of this 672-nucleotide messenger RNA. RefSeq names its product centromere protein M. NCBI's taxonomy places the organism in Eukaryota, Metazoa, Brachiopoda, Lingulata, Lingulida, Lingulidae. The record is from RefSeq and is a predicted model, not a curated record.
GCCAUCUUGAAGCGGGAGGUUUAAACGGAGGAAACUCUCAAAAGGACUCACAAUGUCGAAGACUGAGCCAUCAAUUUAUGGCAAAAUGCCUAUAUUAAACUCUGCAACUUUACUGAUUGUAGGCUGUCAUGGGAUUGGAAAACAUGAAUUAGCCAAGGCUCUUGUUGGUGUUGGUACUUCCUAUGCAUUGCAAGUCCGGACUGCUACAAGUCUUCCAUUACCAGAAAACAAAGAAACUGACCGUCCAAAAAUUGAUAUGGUUAUUUUCAUGAUUGACAUGACUGAUAAGCGAAGCAUGGCUGUGGUAGAAUCUUCUUUGCCUCAUCUAGAUGUGGAUUAUUUUCUUGGAAGAGUAUGCUUUGUAAUAAAAAAUGCCCAAGGUUUAUUGGAUAGAAGUGUAGAAAUAGAAGCAGUCACACAGUUAGCUGAUACCUAUGAUUCACCUUUAUUGUGUGAAACAGUGGAGCCAGGACAAGGUGGUUCAAGUGUGGCAGAAAAGAUACUUCAGCUACUAGCAAUUUCUGUUGGAUUCCAUGACCAUAUUACACCUUUACUGAUAGAUGUCACAAAGAGACCAUACCAUACUUUAUUGGACAGUUCAAUAGCAUGGACUCCAAAUUCUUGAUGCUAAUACUAGGGUCUUGCAUAAUUUACAAAUAUGGGACAGGCUCA